AUGAAAACCCAACCUGAAACAGCUAAGUCAGCGAUUCCCGAGCAACUCGUCAGGGUACGAACCUCCUAUCCCUGCAUGACUUACGGCACCGAUGAAGCAAUCAUGUCUACGUCGUCCCCAUCGGAAGCUCUGGGAAUAAGGUCACUUCGACAUCGGUCUCAGAGGGCUGACUUUCCAGAGGUUAUCUUCCUGCCUGACUUUGACCUCACUCCGGAUCCUAGUCAACAAGUUCCAGAUCACAGCGUUAUAGACGAAAGCGAAUUCGCUCUACUGAAUGACAGAAAGCGACUUCGAGAUGCCACAGAAGCAGUGGACAUGUACGAUCCAGGGAUCAGCAAGAUCAGGAUGAAACCUGAUAUCCUCACAUUUUACCGCACACCUGGGGCGUUCAAGUUCUGUCGACGUAUCAGCAACAGUCCUUCAGUUGACUAUUUCCACGCAAGUAAUCGUGGGUCGCCUCUUCCGGAGAACAUUGUUGUUGAAAUACUCUCCUACCUCAACAAAAGAGACUUGUGCAAUGCUAUGGCGACGUGCAAACUCCUUUACUCUUCUGGAGCACGUUGUCGAACCUGGGAGCACGUGGAUUUGUUCAACCGCACUGUUUUCAAUCACUCCCUUAUUUGCUUUCUUAAUAGGCGACUCAAAGUCAUCCGUAUGGCUGAUACCAAUGUGGAAGACUGGCCCUUUCGUUCCUCGAUUUCCGGUGUUUCUUUGGAAUACCCAUUAAUUCUAACUCAUCUGGAUCUUAGUCGAGCAGUGUUUUCUGAUCGGAGUCUCUUGCUUAGGAUAAUUAGAGGGUGCACACGUCUGCAGGCUCUUUCCAUGGAGGGACAGGAUAUGGGUGAAGAUGGUGUUGAAAUUUGCAUCUCAAUAGGAAAAAAUCAUGCGUUAACUCAUCUUGACUUGUCCAUGACCGUAGGUGUUACUGCAUCUGCCGCACAAGAAAUAUGUUUGGGGUGUACAGCUAUUCAGCAUCUAAAUCUGUCUUGGAGUAGUUUGGAUCGGGAUACUGUGCUUAUGUUCUGUUCAAAUCUCGCAGAAAGUGUAACGAGGUUAAACAUGGCUGGUUCACUGAACAAGUCAUCUUUAGAUGAUGAUGCUGUCGAAAGGCUUGUGAUAUGUUGUCCGAAUCUGAAGGAGUUAGAUCUGUCAGAUAACGUAAACAUAACAGAGAGAGGUCUGCAGUUUAUUAUAUCCCUGCAUCAACUUGAGUCACUCUCCCUGAACAGAUGCUAUGGAAUUCAGCCUAUGAACUUUUUGAUGUGUGGUCAUCUGCACGCUUUGAACGUCUUCGGGUGCGUUACUGAUUCUGGUUUAGCAGCAUUGAAGAAUGGACUGAGCGAAACAGAGGUUAAUGGAGCCGUCUUCAACUACAUCGCUAAGCCCACUAUUCCUCCAGCUAUAACAAGCAUAUGGGGUCAACGUACAAAGGAUUUUUAUUAA
Messenger RNA from Necator americanus (New World hookworm), 1443 nucleotides. RefSeq lists its product as uncharacterized. The record is from RefSeq and is a predicted model, not a curated record. Gene Ontology annotation, molecular function: protein binding. The transcript is spliced from 13 exons. Lineage: Eukaryota; Metazoa; Nematoda; Chromadorea; Rhabditida; Ancylostomatidae. Gene Ontology annotation, cellular component: cytoplasm. Bases 1 to 1443 code for a protein of 480 amino acids.